GUGGAACCUGUAAAAAGGGGACCUCGCAGCAGUAGACAGUAGUUGCAUUUACCGGGCUGAUUUAUUUUGUGAUGGGAAACACUGACGACCUAUUAACGUUUCAAGUUAAAUACUGAGGAUAUUUACCCGGACACUAUGGACAUCAGCAUUACAACUCUUGAAGAUUCAUCGCAUCUGAAAGUCGUAUGACAGACACUCGGGCAGGUAAGCUGCAGAAAGAUCAACGGCACGCGUAUUUCCCACAUCGGAUGAGUCGAGGCCGGGAAGAAAGAUUGAUGUGCACACUGACAUCGUUCCGUUGAUACCCCCAUGCUGAAGAAUUGUUACCGGGCGUGUGCUGCAGAUAUUCGGCCCCCACUCCAUCUUCACUUUGGGAAUAGCCAUGGCAAUCAUCUGGAAACGUCAGUGACUCAACAAUUAAAUCGCCAUGGAAUCGGGUGCCGAGCCCGAUGGCUUUAAAUACCCAUCUCUUCCCAAUUCACAAUGUGAACUCAACAUAAAUAUGUAUGAGACUAUCAGAGACGGAAACGUCACUAAUAUGGACACUUCGACGGUCGUGAGAGGUGGGAGCGACCCAAGUGCAUAUCCUCCAUCGAAUUAUCAGCGGAUCGUGCGCCAAAGAUUCAUCAGGAGAAGUUUGUGGUUCUCAGACUCUGAUGAGCAGGCCUUUGAGGUGCCAGAAUGUGACAACCGGAGUAAAAUCCUCAACGUAAGCCUGCGCACGAUAGUUGACAGGACACGGGGGGCUCUGUUGGGGCCACAGGAGAGCUCCAGUCCCGAGAGUCAAGGGGGGAAGAAAGACAGCGCCACAGAGAGCGCCAGCGCUGAUGAGAAGGAGAAGACUGUGGAUAAAUUGAAUGUUACAUCCACCGACGGCAGUAAAAACACUGUCAGAACUGCUAGCGAGGAGGAAGAGGCUGAGAUGAAAGCUGUUUCCACGUCCCCUGGGGGACGGUUUCUCAAGUUCGAUAUCGAGCUCGGGAGAGGGUCCUUCAAGACGGUCUAUAAAGGUCUGGAUACUGACACCUGGGUGGAAGUUGCCUGGUGUGAACUUCAGGACCGUAAGCUGACCAAAGUGGAGCGUCAGCGGUUUAAGGAGGAGGCCGAGAUGCUGAAGGGGCUGCAGCACCCCAACAUUGUCCGCUUCUAUGACUUUUGGGAGUCACCCCUCAAAGGGAAGAAGUGCAUUGUCCUGGUGACUGAGCUCAUGACCUCCGGAACACUCAAAACGUAUCUGAAGCGCUUCAAGGUGAUGAAACCCAAGGUCUUAAGGAGUUGGUGUAGACAGAUCCUAAAGGGCCUCCACUUCCUCCACACCCGGGACCCUCCUAUCAUCCACAGGGACCUGAAGUGUGACAACAUCUUCAUCACGGGCCCCACCGGCUCCGUAAAGAUAGGAGACCUGGGCCUGGCCACGCUCAAGAGGGCCUCCUUCGCCAAGAGUGUCAUAGGCACCCCAGAGUUCAUGGCCCCAGAGAUGUAUGAGGAGCACUAUGACGAGGCAGUGGACGUCUAUGCCUUUGGGAUGUGUAUGCUGGAGAUGGCCACCUCAGAGUACCCCUACUCGGAGUGCCAGAACGCUGCACAGAUCUAUCGCAAAGUUACCAGCGGAGUGAAGCCUGCCAGCUUCAACAAGGUUGUGGAUCCUGAAAUCAAGGAGAUUAUUGGCGAGUGCAUCUGCCAAAAGAAAGCGGAGCGGUACUCUAUAAAGGACCUGCUGAACCAUGCCUUCUUUGCGGAGGACACAGGGGUGCGGGUGGAGCUGGCAGAGGAUGAUGAUGGGAAGAAGGAAGCUAUCGCCCUGAAACUGUGGGUGGAAGACCCCAAGAAGCUGAAGGGGAAGUACAAGGAGAGUGGCGCAAUUGAGUUCACCUUUGAACUGGAGAAAGAGACACCAGAGGGCGUAGCCCAAGAGAUGGUGGAAUCUGGGUUCUUCCAUGAGAGUGAUGCUAAGAUCGUGGGGAAGUCUAUCCGAGACCGUGUAGCGCUGAUCAAAUGGAGGAGAGAGAGGUCCGUAUUGGCAGGACCCCCAGUGGACAUAGGAGAGGCAGGACUCGGGGCCCAGUCAGCCCUGGCCCAGGGGGCCUCUGCUGGGGCUACACAGGCAGUACAGCCCCCUCUGCUGGAGCCAGAGGCAGACCAGCACGCCAGGCUGUGUAACCUUCCAGCCAGCGCCACCUCUGUCACAUCAGACAGUACGUUUGACAGCGGCCUGGGCUCCGCUGUGUACUCUGACUCCCACAGCAGCCAACACAAUGUCCUCUACCAGUCCCUAGUGGAGCCCAUCACCAAGGCAACGCAGCAGCGUCAACGCAGUGGUCUGUAUUUGGCUUCAGCACGCCCCCGCUCCUGUGAAAAGAGCGAGGGGUGGAAAGGAGCCCUCGGGCCAGAGCUCCAAGUGGGGGUAGGAGCAGGGGCAAGGAGAGGGAGUGCCUCUGUCAUUGACACACUAAGGGGCAACAACGUCACUCUUCAUAUGCUCCUGCAACCUCUGACCUCUGGGCCCUGCAGCCCACCGAGAGCUGCCAGUCCUGCCCCCACAUCACCAGACAACCAAACAGAGAGCAGCCCAUCUGAGUUCCGCUCCGAGGCAGAGGACGGCACCCCUUUUCCAAGUGCGUUGCCUGCCCCCCUCCUGGCCCUCCCUGACCCCACACACUCUGAGGCCCGGCGUCUUAGUGACUCUUCUGUUGAAUCCCAGACAUUGGAAGCCACCAAUGCGAGCAGGGUUAAAUCUCUGUCAGGUGGGCGGAGGCAUUCAGACUUCAGCACCCUGCUGAGUCGAAACUCUGCCCAUCAUCAUCAUCAUCACCACCACCAAGGCACACCCAGAAAGCACCUCUGCCAGGCCUGCUUCUCUCUGCUGCUGCUGAAGUCACAAGAAGGAGGGCACAAGCAGCAGCACAUCGCCUUUCCCUUCCCACCACACCCCUGUGGGGUAGCGACAACUGCAGGAUCAGGAGGGGUGAAAGGUCAAAGUCAAAUAGGAAGUGACUGCUCUGACCUCUUCUUACUACAACAGAACCUGAUGAACAUCAUCAGCCGUAAAACCACCCUAUCCAACAAGGGCCAACCCUCCCUCCUCCACCUGCCUGCAGCCCAGCAGCCUGCCAAGAACUAUGGGGAUGGGAGUCUGAACUUACCCCAGAGAGGCAGCUUCAGUGGUGGCCACACUACACCUCCUCUGGCCAGACCCACACAGGACCGCAGGGCCAGCUACUGCGCUGGGGAGCACCGAGCCACCGGGCCCCUGGGAGUGUCCAGUGCUGUGCACACCUUGCUCCAGAACCAUGCGUCUCUCCAGAGCCAGCCUGCCCCGGCCCCGCACACCCACCUGCAAUACCUCCAGCCUGGCCACAGCUACCCCAUCGCUCCCCAGGUCAUUCAACAGACACCCACCACAGCCAGCUUCUCAGCUGUAGCUUUACAACACACCCCAGCCUCAGCAAGUUACUCUGCAUCAAGCAUUCCCCUGCAACAGAAUCAUACUGGACAGAGCUACCCAGCUCCACCUCAGCAACAGACAGCAACAAGUUAUACAACUGCAAAUGUACCACUUCAACAGCCUGCAGCAAGCUUUUCAGUGACAACCAUGCCCCCGCAGCAGCCACACACCGCAGCAAGCUACACAGUAGCAACAAUGCCAAUCCAGCGGACACCAACUCCACAGAGUUAUGUUGCUCCAGCUCUGCAACAGCUGACUCAAACUGCAGCGAGCUACGCAGCUCCAACUCUGCAACAAAACCCAACACCAGCAAGCUUCUCAGAAGCAGCAGCCUUGUCUGUCCAACAGACUGUAUUGGCCACUAACAUAGCAGCAGCAACAAAACCCUCACAACCAGCUGCACAGAACUACUCUACUCCAGUGGGGCAUCUCCAACAGACUGCACCCACACAGAGUUAUGCAUCUGUAGCCUCAACUGUGGUCCACACAGUACCUAUACCCAUUCUCCCUACUUGGACCCCCAGUGUAGCAACACAACCUCUAGCUUCUGUUGUGCCUCCCCCAGUCCAGCCUUGCCCAGCCCCACACAGCCUCUCAGACAAAGCUAUGCCUCUCAUUCUGCAGCCUGGCCAGUCUAGUCCCAUGCUUCACAGACGACAGACAGUGCAGGUCCCCAUUCAGCAGCAACACCGCCAGCAAAUGGCACAGACCGCUGUCCAACAGGAUAGUCCCAUGCAGCACAGCCAACCGACUGUGCAGGUCCCCCUACCCCAACACAGCCAGCCAAUGGUCAAGCCUACUGUCCAACAGGCUCCAGUUGUCCAGCGCUACCAGUCACCUGCCCAUACUGAGCAGCAAGGUUCAACCCUCCAGAGUUACCCCAGUUCUGUACCCCUGAUGGGGCAACAGAACUCUGCUUCUCAGAGCUACCCACCCUCAGCCCCACACAUACAACAGGCUGCUUCACAGAGCUACCCACCCUCAGGUGGCACAGCACAGCAGGCUGCUUCACAGAGCUACCCAUCCUCAGACCCACACACACAACAGGCUGCUUCACAGAGCUACCCACCCACAGCCACACAGGCUGCAAUGGUGCAAGGCUACACAUCACUCCAACCCAGUGUGAUGGGUCAGGCCUAUCCAUCUGCUCAGGCUCCACAGCAGGCUGCAGACCCACAGACCUACCCAGUGGCCCCCAUAGUGCAACAACAGACUGGGACUACUGCACAGCACAGCCAGAUCCAGGUGGCCCCACUACCCCCAGGCCAGCAGAGUUGGUACUAUCUCCACAACCCAGCUUUCCCGAACCAGAAUGUCCCUGGGGGUCAAAGCCUUCCCCAGCACCACCAAUCAUUAUCUAGUCUGCCUGCCCAGGCACUGCCUCCUCAGAAGCCAUUGGCUCAGGCCUCUGACCCUCUGCAGUUGCAGCCACUACAGAUGUCCACUUCUCUUCCACCAACACACUUUUCACAGUUUCCCUCACCGUAUCCCAACAUCCAAGUGGUGACACCUCUGGCUGGAUGUGACUCCUACCCUCACCCCUGCCAUGUUCCCCAGUCCUACCCCUCCUCCACUGCCCCAUCUCUGCCCCCUCUCUACCUCUCCCCAGGCCAGCCUGCCACUCUGCCCCCCUCUGUCUCGCCCCUUGCCCCCCUGCAUAUAGGGAACGCUCUGGUGCCACCCACCUCUGUGUCCUUGAUACCUUCAUCCACAACCCUGCUGGCCAUGGCAACACCCACACUGCCACAGCACCUGCAGAUGUACCCUGCUGUUUUGCAACAGAGUGUUAUGACACACCCACACACACAACAACCUACUCACUCACACCCUGCCUCACUCCCUGGACAACAGAACACACAACUGCAGAAUAAGCACCACAUGAACCCAGACCAUUCUGCCCUACCUGUUCAACACAACCCACACCCCACAUACUCACACCCUGCCGCUGCACCUGAGCUUGCUCUGCACAGCUCUCAGCCAUUAAGACAGGUCAAGCAGCAGACCCAGCUUCCAGAUCCAGUCCACCCCUCCCAGCCUACCCAUCCUGCAGUUUUCUCCUCUCCCAUACAUAGUGGGCCGGACAGGGGCACAGUCGCUGCCACAGCCCAGCUUGACCAGAAACUCAGCCUAAACCUGUCUCAGCGUCAGGCACUAGGCCAGAACCAGAGCCAACCCCAGGCUCCAGAGUCACAGCCACCAGGCUCCCAGACAGCAGGACCUGGGCCUGCCAGCACCAGCUUGACACAGCAGAACCAGGCCAGUGCCAGCACAGGGACCACGGUCACCUCGGCACAGCCUCUAACAGAGUCCAAUCUGGAGGAUCCUGGUACAGAGAAGCAGGCGUCAGGGGCCAGCUACUCCUACGACAGUGUGAACUCCGAUGCCACCUCAGGGAAGGAGAUGAGCGACGGUAAUGAGGGGACACACUGGUCAGGGAAGGGCGAGGGCAAGGUCCGGAAACCCCACCGCCGCUCCACACGCACCCGCUCACGCCAAGAGAAGAUCAACAAGCCCAAACUCAGCAUGCUCAACGUAUGUAAUACAGGGGAUAAGAUGGUGGAGUGUCAGCUGGAGACCCACAACCACAAGAUGGUCACCUUCAAGUUUGACCUGGACGGAGACGCACCUGAGGAGAUCGCCACUUACAUGGUGGAGAAUGACUUCAUCCUGCUCCUGGAGAAGGAGAUGUUUAUAGAGCAGCUGAAGGACAUUGUAGACAAGGCUGAGGAUCUGCUGAGUGAAGACACGGAGGGGGAGAGGAGCUCUGACCACGUGGGCAGUCCUCAACAGAGCCACGGAACAGUCAUACUGGGGGGAGAGGGUUCAAAGACUGCUACACCUAAUUCACCACAGCUUGUUUACCAGCAGAACGUCCUUCACACUGGAAAGCGCUGGUUCAUUAUCUGCCCCGUGGCUGAGACGCCCACGCCAGACAGGGAGAAGACCUCAUCAGACGCCUCUACAGCCAAGGAGGCUCCUGAUAUGUCAUUGUCUAGGUCCAGCUGCAGUACUACUCCUCCUGUUCCUGCCCUGACCACCACAGCCCCUACUCCAGCCACUUCUGCCCUCCCUGCACCUCAGAGCUCUAGUCAGCCUCAGGACCCCAAUGUGGGCAAGGCCAGAAUGCAGCAGCCCCAGGCCUCUGGAACCAAACCCACCACCAAUAGUACCACUGCUGCUGUGGGCCGCCACGAGCCCUGUGUCUCCAUGGUAACAGACAUCCCAUGCUGCCCCAUUGUUCCACCCGUGUCUCUGGAUGUGAAUGGGGUGGGACAUAAAGGGGCGAGCAGCUCUUCCUCCUGUCUACCCAAUCAGGGGGCCAGCCUGUCAGGAGACCCGCCCCCUCUGGGCUCCCACCAACCUGUGGUCUUGCAGCAGCCCUACGCCACACCCAGCAUGGUGGGUGGAGGAGGUGGAGCCACAACACCAUCACAGCCCCAGAGUCCAGCCCACCAGGCCUCCCAGCAGCAGGAUGGACCUGGUGGAUCCGGGAGUGGAGGUGGUGGGGGCCUGGGGGAGUCUGAUGGAGAGGGCCCCCCCAGGGUGGAAUUUGUGGACCGCACAAUCAAGACUCUUGAUGAGAAGCUGAGGAACCUGCUGUACCAGGAGUACGCCCCAUCUGCUCCCUCCAGCACCGCCUCAGACCUCCAGGGCUUCAGCACAGAGGGGGUCAGCUCUCCCCUUGUCUCUGACAGCCAGACCAUCACAGAGGGGGGGCUCCCCAGGAAAGGAGAGCUGCUGCCUCAGAUCCCUGAGCGUACAGAUAGUUUGGAUACCCUGAGUGACUCUGCAGGUGUGUUGAACACUGACAUGAUGGGCAGUUCCAGUUCCUAUGGUUCCAAGAGCCGUUUUCAGAUUGUCCCCACUCCUCCAGACGUCAUCAUCCGUCGUUUAGAGAAGGGCAGAAGUCGCAGCACCUGCAGCUCCACGGCUCCCUCUAGUGGCUCGGGGGGCUCUCACGCUGCAGCUGAGGGGGGAGGACGGCGAGACCAGGGGUGUAUGGCCGUGGGCAGGUUCUCAGUGAUAACCUCCGAAGAGGGGCUAGAAAACACAGCCAAACCUCACUGUAGCCACCGCUACUCAGCCCCGCCAGACUUCUACCAGGACACUCCCACCUCCAGCCCCAACGCCACCCCCACCCUGCUCCCACGCGCCCACACUGCUGAUGCUGCCACGAACUACUCUUUCCACUUCGACUCUGACUCAGGGGAGGAGGACACCAGUAGUUUAGCCCCUCCCCCUGCCCACCACAAGCCUCCAGUCCACGCACUCUCGGAACACAGCGGAAGUGACCUCAUGAAGAGGGCGGUGGCCUUCCUGCGCCGCACGGGCCGCAGCAGCAGUGUGCAUAGCUCUGAUUCGCCGAGCCGGCAACCAGCGGUAGCGAAUGGCCACGCCCUCUCGCUGCCUGGACCCGGCCCCGCAUCGUACAUCAGCAGCGACAACGAUUCUGAGUUUGAGGAUGCGGACAUGAGGAAGGAGCUGCAGAGGCUGAGGGAAAAACACAUGAAGGAGAUCUCAGAGCUGCAGGCGUUCCAGAGGAAUGAGAUCGAGCAUCUGUAUAAAGAGGUGGGGAAAGCCCUGCCGCCUGGUGUAGGCCUGCUGCACGCUGCGCCCCCUAGUGGCCGCAGACGUAGGGCCAGCAAACACAAGCUGAAGGCGGGCAAGCUGCUCAACCCCACAGUGCAGCAGCUGAAAAACAACCUGAACACCACCACCGCCGGUGAGAGGAAAGGUGAGAGUGCACCGGGCUUGUCUGGAUCUCCAGCUAAGAGCUCCAUCGUGUCUGAUGGCUCUGCCUGCUCCAGUGGCAGCAGCUGUAGUACCAGCAGCACUCUGCCCAGCACGGCCCCACAACCCGUUCAGACCCAGCAGCCCUGUUCUCUCAAGGGCUCCCUCUCCUCUGACAGCAUCUAUGGUGGUGGCAUGGCCACACACGCUGGCCCAGGGCAAGGAUGGACGGUAUACCACCAAACGUCAGAGAGAGUGACCUAUAAAUCUAGUAGCAAACCGCGUGCUAGAUUCCUCAGUGGACCCGUGUCUCUGUCCAUCUGGUCCACACUGAAACGACUAUGUCUAGGCAAAGAGCGCAGUAGUAGGUCUUCUCACGGUGCCAGUGCAACUCAGACAGCGUCCAAUCAGCAACAGCCACCAGCUGUUCCCACCCCUUCGUCAUCUCCUCAACCAAUGGCGGCUCUAGCUCAGGCCCAGACGAACAACAGCAACAAUAAGAAGCCAGGCACCUUCACGGACGACCUGCACAAGCUGGUAGAUGAUUGGACGAAGGAGACGCUGGCGGCCAAUCAGCCACGGCCCUCUCUGAACCAGAUCAAACAGCAGAGACGCAGGCAGGACCUGGAGGGCCGAGCCACGCCCAUGGGAGGAGCCACACAGGAGGUGAGAUGUGCCAUCCUUCCAAACAAGUUCCAGCUGCCUCUGUCCUGUCCACUGACAGUUGUAGGCCUAGCCAUGCCCACUGACCUGGGCUCCAACCCCUCUGCCAUGCUCCAGCCCGGGUACCUGGUACCAGCAGGUCCUUAUGGAGGGGUUGUGCCCGGCCCCUUAUACCCCCAGCAGUGGUCUGGUAUGCCCAGUCCUGUGGGGAUGAUUGGGGCAGCGGGAGGAAUGCCCUACCCCACCAGGGCCAACCCAGGGUUGCAGGCAUACCCCCUUACCCUGCACAGCCCUGAGAACGGCCCUAACACCAGGACUACCUAAUGUGACAAAUCGCACCAUCUUGCACCCAGCAACCCCCCCCCCCCACCCCCCACCCCAUUGCACCUGAUGCUCAAAACAGACUGCCCCCAGUGUUCCCCUCUAUCUCAGCACCCUCACAUCAGGUCUUACCUAAUUCUGUGCUAAUAAACCUAACUCCACUCUGUCCCCCCUGGUUCUCACUCCAGGGUUACAAUUGUAAUGAAAUCAGUCUAAUCACUUUUAAUGGGGUGACGGGAUGGAAAUAGAAUAAAGUAGGGCCCACACAUUUAGAUGCACCAACAAAUGGCUUAUGGGUCGUUCCACCUUAAAAAGCACAAGAGGAUUUUGACAACCACCAUCUCUGAUUGUGCUAAAAUUGUUUCUGUAGUUAGAAACAUAAGAUUAGCAUUCCUCAAACUAUUUGUUGAAGUAUAAUUUAUUGCCACACCCUUUUUUAAAUUUCACUGAUAUUUAAGUGUUUAUUAAAUGGAUCACAUUUUCUUUACAACAUUGGGUAGAAAACCAAUGGCUUUGGCUCAAGGGAAUAUGUUACAUAGGAUGAAGAAGCAAUACUCCAAGUCAGACAGAGAACUGUUGCUGUAUACUGGGUGGGAUUGGUGUGGGGGGGUCUGUGGGUGGUUGACCAUUUUUAUUGAUUCCUUGUGUCUUACUCAAUUGUUGGAAGAAGUUUGACCCAAAUCGUAUGUUUGGUACUAUGUGAAUCCUAUAAAUUUAAAAGGGCCAAAUUGGGUACAAUCAAUUAGCUUAAUUUCUCAAAUUUAAACAAUGUUGCAAGAAUGCCAAUCUUAUGUUUCUAACUACAGAAACUAUUUCAGAACAAUCUGAGAUGGUGUCAUGGCUUGCUGAAAUGACAUGGGAUGACUCUUGUGUUGAGUACACAUAAGAAUGUGUCUGAGUACUGGCCUCUACUUGACUGUACUACUCAACCCCUCCAGUGUUCCUAUAUGCAGGAUAGUCCUGCUCCACUCUGCUCUGAUUAUGUGGUUUGAUGCUUUAUCAAAGAGUAACAUGCAUGUAAAUAACCUGUGAGCUUGUAAAUCUCCAGUGUGCAGGUAGAUGUAUAAACUACAACACCUGAGGUUUUCCUGUGUGUGCUUGCGCACAGUAUAAAUGUCCUUUGUGUGUGUGUGUGUGUGUGUGUGUGUGUGUGUGUGUGUCAGAGUACCUACUGCUUUGGUCUUGACUUAAACUCAGUCAUACAAAUAAUAUUAGCGGUCACCAAUGUGACGUUUUCACAAUCCAUCAUAACCAAUAAGCAGUAAUGUUUUCAGAAAGCUUUUUAUCGUUUACUAACGUUUUGUCAACCUUAAUACACUACAUUAGAAUACAAGGGUUUAAGAUGACAGGAUACCUGUAUUUAAGGUGAAGUUCUCUGGAGGAGUGCCUUGAACAUAGCUUUUUCUGUGAAAUGAAGCCUGUCCAAAUCACAUGGAUUUUAUUUAAUGGUGCCUUGAGUGCCACUUCAUUUUUUUAAUGCUUUGCAGACACUUUUUGGUUUACAUUUGAAUGCCCUUGUAGCACUGCAUGUUUAUUUAAGUAAUAAAAUCAUGUUUUUAAUCUUUUGUUUACGCCACCCUUGUGAAAUUUAGAACGCCAUAGACGUGAAAUGGACAGUUGCCUUGCGAGAACAGGCAGUUGAUGUAGCUACAGUUUAAUAAGAGAGAACACAAGUCAACCCACUCAUUGGGCAGUGGUUAGUGGCAUAGAAUUAACAUUCCAAUUCAAGUCAACGUUCCCCAAUGGAUGGAUCAAUUGAGUUCCCAUUCAAUAUUUGUAGGUCUGUUUUUAGAGGGGAGCCAGUAGUGUCCAGCUCAGAAUGUAGCAGAGGCAGGUUUGCCGAGCGAGACUUAAAGUGCAAUUUCACCCCUCCACCUAGCUUUCGUAGUGGCCUUGCCACAAGCCUUAUCCAGGAACCUGCAACGGGAGCUAGUUUCUUUUGUUGCCUUUUUUAGUUGAAAGUAAGUUACAAAUCACAAAGAAAACACUAACUGCAUUUACAACUGCAAAAUAUUUUCUGUUGGGCCACAAGCGCAUGGCUCCUAUUAUUAAACACGUGAUUAGUGGAAUUACCACUUAUUUACUCGUCUAAUGUAUUGUUUAGUGUUUUUUGAGCUUGAUGUCGAUGCUGCUAGUGUGUCUGGUGGAUCCAUUAAGAAGGAAAGGAGGAGUUAGGGUGUGUAUCUCGUGGUACUUGAUAACACGACACAAGCUGAUGCACAUCCCUCCAGUAAUAAAUACCUUUUUCAGAGGAUACGUUUUCUCAAUGAGAUGUUCAUGUGAAGCAGUGUUAUUAUAUUGCCUUGUUGACAUUAUUAAAUGCUGUCUCAUUUCCCAGGUGGUUUUUGAUACCCUGGCUUUCUUUUCUUUAUGGUUUUGAGUGUUUGAUUCCUCUGUUCAGAAUGAAACAUGCUAAAUGCAGAUGGAUACUUGAUUGAGGAGAAUUGCACAUGGCCUGUGUUCUAACCAUAGCCUGUAUGAAAUGGGUUCCCAACUUGUAAAAAUAUGAUCAUGUGUGCCAUUUGGCAGAUGCUUUUAUCCAAACUGACUCAGUCAUGAGUGCAUACAUUUUUACAUAUGGGUGGUCCGGGAAAUCGAACCCACAAUCAUGGCAUUGCAAGCACCAUGCUCUACCAACUGUUCAAUAUGUAUCCCAACGUACAUAAUGGGAUUAACCCCCCCCUUAUCCUCCUGACCAUUGAAAGAACAGCUCAAACUGUUCAAAUAUUGUCCAUACAGCAAGAUUAUUAUUAUUAUUAUACCGCCAGCUAGAAAUCUCACAACCACCACACCAGUUAAAGGUUGCAGCACUCUAGUCCUGCAAAGCUGUGAAUUGUACAGUUUUCCUGUAGUUAGUAUUUGUACAUUUUCUUUGUUUUGAAAUUUCACAUCAGUGUUUGUUAUUCCAUCAAUUCGGUUUGAAUUGGACUUUUAUAGGAUAUUAUGCAGUCUUCUGCUUUGGUGAAAUACUUCUAGUAUUAAGAGAUUUAUGUUCUCUGUUACUUGUAUCUAACAGUAAUGCUACACCUCCCUGUCUUAUGCUUAGUGAGCAGAAAACCUCUGUUGGAAUAUUCACUGGGAGGCAACAUUCAGAUCCAUAGAAAUGGAUUGUAUAGAGUCAAUAUGAUUAUCUGAGGAAUAGCGCACUGUGCUUCUUCUGAUCAUUGCAUUUCUAGCAGUUCUGAGCAACAUUGCCUCCUGUUGAAUAUGCACCCCCUUAUGGAAGGCUUGCAAAAAAGCUCUGUGGGAUUUGCUUCUGCCUGCUGUGCAUUUCCCACUAUACUACCUUACCAACCCAGUCAGCCCCACUCUAAUCACAAAGACUGUACAUGUUUAAAGAGAUAAAUAAACAUUAUUUUGUGCUUGA
Molecule: messenger RNA, 12527 nt
Organism: Oncorhynchus kisutch (coho salmon)
Lineage: Eukaryota; Metazoa; Chordata; Actinopteri; Salmoniformes; Salmonidae
Product: serine/threonine-protein kinase WNK2
Exons: 31
Coding region: 428-9163 (2911 amino acids)
Biological process (GO): protein phosphorylation
Molecular function (GO): protein serine/threonine kinase activity; ATP binding
Source: RefSeq, a predicted model, not a curated record